Molecule: messenger RNA, 4951 nt
Organism: Durio zibethinus
Lineage: Eukaryota; Viridiplantae; Streptophyta; Magnoliopsida; Malvales; Malvaceae
Product: protein PHYTOCHROME-DEPENDENT LATE-FLOWERING-like
Biological process (GO): regulation of transcription by RNA polymerase II
Cellular component (GO): SAGA complex
Molecular function (GO): transcription coregulator activity
Source: RefSeq, a predicted model, not a curated record
ACCCACCAAGUAGGCUACGCCAAACAGAGUUUAACUAUUGAAGUCCUUUCACCUUUGUUAAAAUCCAAGGAACGAACCGAACCGGACCAAAGUCUCGCUCUGUCUCCCUUCUAUAAAAUCCGAUCCUCUUUUAACAGAACUUUUCGCCAAUUUGUUCUGCGGAACUCAGAAUUAGAAUUAUGAGUUCUUCGAAACCUUAUUUUCUGUUAAAAAAACAUUCUUUGUUUGCAUCAGAACUAACAUUUCACUGUCUUUUUUGUCUUUCCCCAACUGUUUCCCUCUCUUUUCUUUAACUUUCUUCUUAAUCCAAACACGUCCUUAGUUGUAUCUAAUCAGACCCCGGGGCUCUCUUUCUCAAUUUCGCCCAUGUCAAACCCACCAAGGUCUUUUUUUUCGUUGGAUUUCGCUAAAUUUUCUCCACUCUUUACUCGAAAACAUCAUCUGGGUUCUUAAUUGUCUAAAAUCUCCACUUGAGGUUAUCUUUUUCUUGAUCCAAGCAAAAACCGUGAAAGCUCAAAUUCUCAUGGUUUAAUUCUGAUAAAGCAGAGAAGAUUUUUACAUGGGUGUUUCUUUUAAGGUUUCAAAAACCGGUACUAGGUUCAAGCCGAAGCCUUGUCUUCAAUCAGAGGCUUCAGUUGAUGCUGUCCCUGAGAAUUCUAAAGAGAGCUCACGGCCUAGAAAGCUUCAGGCAAAUUCUGAUGAUGUCAUUGAAGGUGUUGAGCGUGUUCCUGGGGUGUCUCAGCCAAUUGUUUCUGAUGCAGAGCUUCAUGUUCCUGCAGACCAUGAGAUUUCCUUCACCUUGAAUCUUUAUCCAGAUGGAUAUUCUAUUGGAAAACCGCCAGAGAAGGAGGCUUUGGAUCAGGCUACUAUUCAGGAUGCUCCAAAGUUGCAUCCAUAUGAUAGGUCAUCUGAAACUCUUUUCUCAGCAAUUGAAUCUGGCCGAUUGCCAGGAGAUAUUUUGGAUGAUAUACCGUGCAAAUAUGUUGAUGGGACACUCUUCUGUGAGGUGCGAGAUUAUCGAAAAGUUGCACCUCAACAAGGAUCUACCGUCCCAUCUUUGGGUGGAUCCCCCAUCAUCAAUAAAGUGUGUCUUAGGAUGUCUUUGGAGAAUGUAGUGAAGGAUAUUCCAUUGAGCUCAGAUAAUUCGUGGACUUAUGGUGAUUUAAUGGAAGCAGAGUCUCGGAUAUUGAAAGCCUUGCAACCACAACUUUGUUUAGAUCCGACUCCCAAACUGAACAGGCUCUGUACUAAUCCUGUUCCAACAAAGCUCAACCUUGCUUCUUGUAGCUUGCGGAGAAAGAGAUUGAGGCAGGCUCCAGAAGUUAAUGUAGCCUCCACUAGUAAGGUCCAUGGCAAGAAGGUUUUCAUAGAUAGAGUGCCAGAAAGCUCUAACAGCAGGUUGGGAGAGGCAGGAAUUAUUUCAGGGAGUAUGAUGCCGCAACAAGUUCAGGAAAAUCUGACUUCUCAAGGUAUUAGUCCAAGCAAUAUGUUAGCAUUAAGACCUAAAAGUUUUGUGCAAGAAGCACUACCCAUGACAUCCCAGUCACCAAGGUAUCAAAUGGGAGUUGUGAAUGGAAGAAGCAUGCAGGACCAUGGGUCUGGUUCUGUUGUCAGUGCAUCUGCUGCAUCCCCUGCUGGGCAGGAAAUGACAAUAGCGUAUGCUGACAGCAUAAACUCCAGUGCUUCACUUCUUGGGAAACGGGAGAAUCCCGAUGGUCCAAUGUCACCCUUAUCUGGCCUUAAUAAAAGAAAUAGGCUUAAUGCUGUUGGACCAGAUGGGAUUCCACAGCAACAAAUUGGGCCACAUAUGGAUGGCCUCCAUGGACCAGAUAUGAGCUGGAAGAAUAUGUUACUGCCCCAGCAAGCACUGGCAAGAGGAAUUCAAUAUGCAAAUGCAGGCAUGCAGAAGUAUCCACAGCAGGUUUUUGAAGGGGUUCUGAAACAGGAGUCUGGUGCAAUGCCAUUUGCUGCAAGACAGCCAGCAUUGAGAUUCAGUGCCAAGGAAGAGCCAUUUGAUCCGGACAAGUUGGAUAGUUCUGAGCUCAAUCGGGAAACUGAUAUAAACCAUUUGGACCCACAGCAGACACGGCUUCAACCAAGAUUACCCCAUGGAUUUGUGAAACCUGGUUUACCUCAAACACCUUGGAACAAUAUUAAUCAGCAUGUUGAGAAAGAUGCAAGAAAGGAGGAACAUUUCCCAAAAAGGAAAUCGGUGCAAAGUCCACGUGUGUCAGGUGGGGCUUUGCCUCAAUCUCCAUUAUCAUCAAAAUCUGGGGACUUUUCAAGUUGUUCUGUAGGACCUCACUUUGGGGCGGUUGCAACAACCACUGCGCAUGGAGCAUCUCUAAAGGAGAAGGCAGCUGUUAACUCAGUUCCUGCUGUUGGUGGUACCCCAUCUUUGACUUCAAGUGCAAAUGACUCUAUGCAACGACAACACCACACUCAAGUUGCUGCUAAGAGAAGAUCAAAUUCCCUUCCCAAGACCCCAGCAAUAAAUGCAGUUGGAUCUCCUGCAAGUGUUAGCAAUAUCAGUGUUCCACUAAAUGCAAGCAGUCCUUCUGUUGGAACCCCACCUUUGGCUGAUCAAACAAUGCUUGAAAGGUUCUCAAAGAUUGAAACGGUGACUAUGAGGUAUCAACCCAACAGCAAAAAGAACAAGGUUGAUGAGUAUCACAUCCGGAAACCCAGCACAUAUUCUCCUCAACUAUUAUCUGCCUGUCUAACUAGUCUUUCCAGUAAUGAGGAUUUUAAAGACGAUUCAAAUUCACUAUCAAAGUCACUUUUCGGUGGAAAGAUGAAUACCUACAAGACAAGAAUCUUAAAUUUUGUGCAGGGUGAACAUGUUCAAGGGAAUGCUGUUUCUCUAGUUCCUAGGGCACGAACUAGAAUGAUAUUGUCUGAGAAACCAACUGAUGGGACCGUAGCAAUGUUUUAUGGAGACAUAGAUGACGGUGACAUUCUCGGUGCAGAGGAUCAUAUUUCUUGUCUUCCUACUCUUCCAAAUGCUCACUUAGCGGACUUGCUUGCAGAGCAGUUCUGUUCACUGAUGCUGCGUGAAGGAUAUCACCUUGUGGAAGAUAAUAUCCAGGCAAAACCUACUCGUGUGCUUAUGGCCUCAAGCAGUCAACCAAAUUCUGCUGUAACCUUUCCCAACAAUUCUGCAGUCGAUAUGCAGCUUACGAUGCAGCAAUAUGCUGAAGCUGUUCCGGGUCAGGCAACCAAUGAAAUGGCAAAGCCAAAUAUCAGUAAUAAUAUAUCUGUAAAUCCGUCUCCAAGUGUGCUAGGAAACACUAGGAUUGUGCCUCCAGGAAACUCUCAGGCCUUACAGAUGUCUCAAGGACUCCUAUCUGGCAUUUCAAUGCCUGCAAGGCCACCGCAAUUAGAUCCACAACCACCACUUCUGAUGCAGCCGCAGGCAGCACAAGCACCACAGCAGCAACAACCACAACAGCAGCAGCAGCAGCAGCAGCAAAGUCAACAACAUGCCUUGCUUCAACAACAUCAGCAAUUCCAGAGAUCACCUAUGAUGCUUGCAUCAAAUCCUCUCUCACACUUGAAUGCGAUUGGGCAGAAUUCAAACAUGCAGUUGGGUAAUCAAAUGGUCAACAAACCUUCCCCUCUCCAACUUCAGAUGAUACAGCAGCAGCAACAACAACAGCAGCCACAGCAGCAGGCACAAAUGCAGAGGAAAAUGAUGGGACUAGGAACAGCUGUAGGUAUGGGAAACAUGGUCAGGCUUGGGGGCCUGGGCAAUGCCAUGGGAAUUGGAGGUGCAAGGGGAAUUGGUGGAACAGGAAUCUCAAUGACACCUAUUUCUGGCAUGGGUAAUAUGAGCCCAGCUUCAAAUAUUCCCAAUGCAAUAAGCCAGUUUCGACCUGGAUCACUAACAGCAGCUCAGCAAGCUGCUUUAAUUGCAAAAUUAAGGAUGGGCCGAGCAAACAUGCUAGUCAGUACUCAAUCAAGCGUGCCUGGGAUGUCUGGAACCAGGCAGAUGCAUCCAGGUUCUGCUAGUCUUUCUAUGCUGGGCCAGGGUCUGAACCAGGCUAACAUGAACCCGAUGCAGCGGACUGCUGUGGGGCCCAUGGGUCCUCCAAAAAUGAUGCCUGGGAUGAACCAGCUUUACAUGAACCAGCAGCUGCAGCAGCAGCAAUUGCAGCAGCAACAACAGCAACAACAGCAACAGUUACAGCAGUUGCCACAUCAGCAAGUGCAGCAGCAGCAAGAAACAACCUCACCACUGCAGGCUGUCGUUUCACCUUCACAGUUAGGCUCUCCAUCAACCAUCGGAAUUCCACAAUUGAACCAGCAACCUCAGCAACAGCAGGGCCAGCAACAGACCAGCCCACAACAAAUGAAUCAAAGGACUCCCAUGAGUCCACAGCUGAGCUCAGGUGCUAUACAUGCACUAAGUGCCGGUAACCCAGAGGCUUGUCCAGCUAGCCCCCAAUUGAGCUCCCAGACCCUUGGCUCAGUUAGUAGCAUCACAAAUUCUCCUAUGGAGCUGGGUGUGAACAAAAGCAACUCUGUUGGCAACACAUAGCAUGUUCGCAGCACUCUUUUUCUUAAACUAAUACUUAAGCCGCCUUGGUGCCUAGCAAUCCCUUUCCUGGAAGAACCUGUAAAGUUAAUUUUGCAGACAGAUCAGCUUUUGAUCAAAACUCAAAAGGGAAUGAGGUACUCUUUGAUAAGUGCGAAAGCUAAUACUUAAGCCGCCUUGGUGCCAAGCUACCCAGAGACAAGUUGCAAUGGGGCCAGCUUCCCCCUCUGAAAUCUUGUUUUUCUUUUGCGAGUAAAAUCUUAAAAAUUUAACGUUGAUGUGUAGUAACUAAGAAAUAUUUUUAGCACCCGAGUAUUUGACUAAUUAUAUGUACUUUUUUUCUCUCUAUUUAUAGAGAUAAGUUUUAUUUCCCUCUUCUCAAAAUAACAAUAGUUUCAUAUUACACUAGUGUUG